Molecule: messenger RNA, 2841 nt
Organism: Gaeumannomyces tritici R3-111a-1
Lineage: Eukaryota; Fungi; Ascomycota; Sordariomycetes; Magnaporthales; Magnaporthaceae
Exons: 4
Coding region: 1-2841 (946 amino acids)
Biological process (GO): chromatin remodeling
Cellular component (GO): nucleus
Molecular function (GO): histone H3K36 demethylase activity; histone H3K9 demethylase activity
Source: RefSeq, a predicted model, not a curated record
AUGGAGAAUAAACUUUUUGCCGUUAUCCUCUGCCAUGUUCAAGAUGGGCUCCAACUUUCGGGGCGCAAACUUAAUCAUUUCGUUGUGGCCAUUGUCGAUUGGAAGGAGGAAACGGUGGAAAACUUGCAGGGAAAAAGCAAUGGACGAAGUGGAAGAUCGGGGAAGUUUACACACUGGGGAAUGCAACGAGACAUGGCAGGCAGGCUGCGGGAGGAUUGUGAAAAAAAAUUGGAGUGUAAACUGGAAAACUUUCCCAAAAAGCUUGGCGACUAUACCGGCAACACCUAUUUGCUUCAAUGUUUAACGGCCGUUCGAUCCUAUUUCGGGGAAAUAACCCCCCAAAGCAACCAGCACUUAAAGCGAUGGUUUUAUCUCGAAAUUCUAUUGCAACACUGGGUCGACUGCCACAACGAGGAGGUUACAUCUACCGACACGCAAAUAGCUAUAGCCGAGGGCCCUUUUGCCGCGGGUCCCCCGCUGGGAUCUGCCGGCCAGCACGGAAACAAAGCCAUGGUCGAAGGUGUUCCAAACGACGGCUCUAUUCCCCAAUCUCCCCAGUCGGCCGCCCAUUUCACCUCGGCUCAAUUCGCCCCACCUGCCGGGCCAUCCCGAAAACCGCUCCCUAACGGACCAGUGCCAGCAACGAAUGCACCAGCUGCUUCACCAUCGCCUUCCAAUCCCGACGAGGUUCCCCAAGUUCAACCCACAUCAGUACCCCCGCCCCUGUCUGGCCAAGGCAACGACAACGACCCAGCCGCUUCCCAUGGGGUUCACAACGGCGUGAAAUACCAAUGGAUGCCUUGCUACGGCGGCAAGGUCUUGGUGCUCGAGCCAACACCGGACCAAUAUUCGGACCUUAAAGAAGGUCCAAAAGAUGGCAGCCCUAUGCUUUUUACUGUCGCUGAGGAGCUUGGAGCACGAAAGCAAGGUGCAUUCAUUAUCAACACCCCGGAGGAGUCUCGACCAGUGCUUCCUGCACAGCCGACUCAAACAAAAACAUGUACAACCUACAAGCCGGAGUUGGUGGGAGACGACUUUUGGCGGCUCUACACUUUGACCGCAACACAAUCCCUUCCUUCUUUGGAUAAUAAUCCAAGCAAUGCCGGUUCCGACAUUCAUGCCCUCAUUAAGGAGUAUAAGGAGUAUAUCUCAGCAGCUUUCCAAAAGCGUUCGGAAAGCAUCCCGGGUGUUGCUUACCAGACGGACAUCCCAGCACACUCUACCAAAGAGCGUGAAAAUGCUUUCCUACCUUUGCAAAGCCCAAUCUGGCACAUUCGAGGUAACCAACUGCCUCGGGAAGGUAUACCUGGGCUCCACACUCCAACCGCUUACCGAGGGACGAAGGGCGCACCAUUUGCGUGGCAUUUCGAAGACUUGAAGCUGGGCGCCAUCAAUUAUCUCUACCGCGGGCGGAAAGUGUGGUUUGUUACCGAGCCAGGAUCAUUCGACAAUGCGACUGAGGCGUUCAGCAACGUACUGGGGCUCGAGGCGGACCAUGACCAAUUCCUGCGGCACCAAGCGUUGCACUACGGCAUCAAGCGCCUGCAAAGCGAAGGCGCCCCGACGAUAGGUUUUAUGCAGGAGGCUUGGCAGAUGGUUGUCGUCUACCCGGGUGCCUACCACUCUGGGUUCAGUUUUAUGCAGGAGGCUUGGCAGAUGGUUGUCGUCUACCCGGGUGCCUACCACUCUGGGUUCAGUGCGGCGGACUCUCUGGCCGAAGCCGUCAACUACGCCGAUCAGCUGUACACUUACCCAGAGGAGUACAAGCCCUGCGAUGGACGCUGCCACAAAGAUCAGGAGCCGAUCACGCGCGAGCUAGUCUUCCCCCCCGAGGCAGAGACUACCCCUGCUGAUGAGGAGGCUAGUUCUGCCCUACGGCGGUCCCCAAGGCAAGUCGCCACUUUGCGCCCUGCGCCUGCCAAGGCUUCCAUGGGCUCCCCAAGGGGCCCUCAAAAGAGGAAACGCUCCGCAGGCGAGCGAGGGUCAGCAAUACACACUAGACAAAGAAACCCAGAAUCACACGAACCAGAGGACGGGCAAGACGGGCUGCAAGACGAGCCACCAGCGAAGCAGAAGGAAAACACUCCAUCUCCCCAGGCCAUAGCAACCCUGCGCAGUGCACGGCAAAACGCACCGAAAGUGGCAAAAGACACAAGCGGAAAGCAGCACGAGUGCGGCGAGCAGCAGGGCGAAACCGUCGAAUCACCAAGGUUACGGAAAAACAAACGCGCUGCUAGCUCAAAUGAACCGCUGUCCGACGAGCCACAAUCCAAGCGAAAGCCCCGUCCCGUAGCCAUUAUGGCGGAACAUUUACGCGACGCAAACGCUAUCGCACGGUUAAGGGGUCACAUCAGAGCUUCGAGGGAAAAUGGACGGCUUCCAAAGUUAAAGGUCAAGGAAGAAAAUAAAGUUUGCGCAGCAAUUGCAUAUUGCAAAAUUGCAAUUCAGGCUAAGCAGUUAGCUGGCUACUGUGGCUUAAGGUCAUGGAUAGCAUGGGCUUUAGCUAAUAAGCUUAUUAACCUUGAAAAGGAAAAGGCGAAUAGAAAGCGCAACUUUGAAGAUGUGCUUAAAAGAGCGCAUGCAAAAGUUGCUACCUUAUCAUAUGCACUUCGGGAUUACCAAAGGGUUGGGCAAAACGAGAUGGAACAGUUAAAGGAGCAGUCAGCGAGGGGUAUUGGUUCACAAUUGGCAAAGGUGGCGGACGAGUUUCUGGCAGCUUUGCGGGGAGGCAAGGCGUACCCCAGAAGGGCUUGGGAAGAUGCCGCUGAAACAGAACUGGUGAAAUUAACCCUGCAGCAACAAGUGGAGCUGCUUCAGCUCAGAGAGGCUGGCGCAGAAUGA